AUGAAGCGACAAGUUCGUUGGUAUAGCACAGAAGGAUACCCUUUCAUUAUCUUUGCAGACGAAGAUGAGAGUCCAUUUGCUUUCCGGCAGGAUGGAAUAAUCGAAGAAAUUGCAGAAGAAAUUUUACACGAGAGGAAGGCGGCAAUUUUAGGGACACUUGUUGAGAAUAGGGAUAUAGAUCUCUAUAUCAUAGCUAAAGUCAUGAUGGUAGAAAGGCCACAUAUAAAGAAUGCAACUGCAAUGGAAAAAGCUCUAUAUUUCAUGAAGUUCGUCCAAGAUGUCGGAGCCGUGAAAUUUAGAGGGAAACCUUGGUCUCAACAAAUCCAAGAUGCUUAUUCUACUAGAUCCUCAUCUUCAGGAGAAUCAAGCACAUCAAAUGGCACACACAAGACCCUGGAAAAGAAGCCUAAAGACGUAAAGAAAGCAGGUAAGGGUAUCACUGUCAUUCCGAAACCCGUGGAAGGAGCAAACUCCUCCAUUAGCUCCGAUGGACGUCAAAAGGGUCAAAAAGACAAGGAAGCGGAUAAAAGAAAAAGAAGGGACGCUUAUGAAAGAGAGAAACAGAGAAAAGCAGACGAAGACAAAAAGAGAAGGGAGCAAGAUGAUGCUGCAGAGAUGGAAAGAAGAAAAGCAGAUCUUGAACAGUUCAAUGCGGAUCGAACCAAGCACAUGGCGCAGGCCAAGAAGAGUGCCACGCAUCAUCUCAGGGAUGAAAGCCCGAUGAGGAAAAAGACAAACGAUGAUAGAAAGAGACACUAG
Molecule: messenger RNA, 759 nt
Organism: Botrytis porri
Lineage: Eukaryota; Fungi; Ascomycota; Leotiomycetes; Helotiales; Sclerotiniaceae
Exons: 2
Coding region: 1-759 (252 amino acids)
Source: RefSeq, a predicted model, not a curated record